AAUUUGUUUUAUCUAUUCAUACAUACACUACAUAUAGUGCACAAAAUUCAAAGUAAAAAAUAACACAACAUGGCAGCCGUAGCUGAGAGUUUCAGUGAGAAGAGAUGGUCUCUCAAGGGCCUCACCGCUCUCGUUACUGGCGGAACCAAAGGAAUUGGAUUUGCUAUAGUAGAGGAGCUAGCAGGACUUGGGGCAGCGGUUCACACCUGUUCUCGUACGGAAACGGAGUUGAAUGAGAGAGUUCAAGAAUGGAAGAGCAAAGGUUAUGAGGUUACUGGUUCGGUUUGUGACCUAACUGUUAGAGCCCAAAGGGAAGACCUCAUUAACACCGUCUCUUCAAUUUUUGAUGGCAAGCUCAGCAUACUAGUAAACAACGCGGGAACGGUGGCGAUAAACAGUGCUACGAAGUACGGUGCUGAAGAGUACUCAAAUAUGAUGAGCACCAAUGUUGAAUCUCCUUAUCAUCUAUCUCAACUUGCUCAUCCUCUUUUGAAGGCUUCCUCAAACGGAAGCAUUGUUUUCAUUUCCUCCAUUGCUGGUGUCAUUGCUCUACCUAAACUCUCUGCCUAUGCCGCGACCAAAGGAGCAAUAAACCAAAUUACAAAGAAUUUUGCUUGUGAAUGGGCUAAGGACGGCAUUCGCACCAACAGCGUGGCGCCAUGGGGAGUCAGAACCCGAGUCCAAGCUGAAGAUCAGGCACCUCGUGACGAUGAAUUCUUACCCGUGUUUAAGAGAACGCCAAUCCUUCGUCUUGCAGAACCUAAUGAAAUUUCGUCACUAGUGGCAUUCCUUUGCCUUCCAGCUGCUUCAUACAUCAAUGGUCAAGUUAUCAGUGUCGAUGGAGGACUUACAGCCGGGGGUUAUUAACCUCAUUAGAUCUCAGUAUAAGUAUAAUGUUUCGUAAAUUUGAAAUAAAAAAAGGGAUAAUAUUCCCUUGUAUUUAUAUUAUUAUUGCGCAUAUAUAAUUGUCACAUUAUAUAAGCUUUGAACGUGACAAAACAAAAUAAUGUAAUUUUAUGUUCAGUGUAACGUCCUACUAAUCCAGGACUGUUACAUUGUGUAUUAAAAUUUGUGCUUAACUCUUAAAUGAGUUAUUUGGACUAAAAA
Molecule: messenger RNA, 1107 nt
Organism: Humulus lupulus (European hop)
Lineage: Eukaryota; Viridiplantae; Streptophyta; Magnoliopsida; Rosales; Cannabaceae
Product: tropinone reductase homolog At2g29290-like
Exons: 5
Coding region: 70-867 (265 amino acids)
Molecular function (GO): oxidoreductase activity
Source: RefSeq, a predicted model, not a curated record